UCUCUCUCAGCGUGGUUGCCCCAGGCCUAUCAAAUGUCAUCUGGAGCAACAACGUAUCCAUAAAAAUAGUCUAUAGCAAAAACAGUCUGACUGGUAUGAUCAGAUAGCCAGGUUCGUGGGAAAGGACUAGAGUUGACUGCUGUAGUGGGUUUAUAAUUUUAAGUUUUCUCAGUUUGGCUGUUGGCACAAAAACUCUGAACAACUUACGCAUACCAGCGAGGUAAUCCGUGGUUAAGAAGAAAGUUGGAACAGUUGAGCGUCAGUAUUUGAGGAAAAAGACAUGUCCUUUAUAUUUGACUGGAUCUACAGGAGCUUCAGUGGGGUGCUGCAGUUACUAGGUUUAUAUAAGAAGUCUGGGAAGCUGGUGUUCCUUGGUUUGGACAAUGCUGGGAAAACGACGCUGCUUCAUAUGCUUAGAGAUGACCGACUAGGACAACAUGUACCAACACUACAUCCCACAUCAGAAGAGUUAACCAUCGCUGGAAUGACAUUCACAACAUUUGAUCUGGGUGGUCAUACGCAAGCCAGGAGAAUCUGGAAGAACUACCUCCCAGCUAUAAAUGGUAUCGUCUACCUAGUGGACUGUGCAGAUCAUGAGAGACUGCAAGAGGCCAAAAUCGAACUGGAUGCACUCUUAACAGACGAGACCGUCUCUAAUGUGCCUGUACUGAUCCUGGGGAAUAAAAUAGACCGUCCAGAGGCCAUUAGUGAAGAUGCACUCAGAGGACUGUUUGGACUGUAUGGACACACCACUGGGAAGGGGAAUGUGUCACUGAAGGAGCUGAACUUGAGGCCAAUGGAGAUCUUCAUGUGCAGUGUUCUGAAGCGACAGGGAUAUGGAGAUGGUUUCCGCUGGCUCUCCCAGUACAUUGACUGAUCGAUGUCUCCCUUCUUUUUUCACGCUAAAGGGCCAAACCCAACUUUAUUGAGCGGGCUGGAUCAUUUAUUUUCCAUUUGUCCUUUCCAGCAUGGUUCCAGAAACUAUGAUGCCAGUCCAGAACGGCUUGGUUUGGCUCCAUAGUGUUUAAAGGAAAGGUAUUUGUUUAUUCACGGUUUAUCCAUUUUUGUAUGCAUUACGGGACAGUCCUCAAAAAUCUACAUGCUGGAAAAGCUAUCACCCACUAGUGGGCUAUAUUUAUUGACAUUUUUGCAUUUGAGUGUGCUCCCAAUAAGUAAAUAUAUUUCUAUGCAAAAUAUAUUUUUAUUGAUAUACAGCGUUUAUAUUCUUGUUCUUGCCUUUUACCUUAUUUAUUUGGGUUUAAAGCACUGCAAUUAUGCUGGCCAAGUGGUAGUCUGGUACUUUAAACCCUCAUACAAAAUAUAUAACUGUGUACACCAUUUAGUCUGACCAAUAUGUUGACUGUCUUGCCAAAGUCAAGUAUCAAAACCUGAAAUCUCAAUAUAAAUAUUUUGUAGUUUACAUAUUAUUUUUAAUGAUAGUUUACCUCACAAAAUAACUGUAGUUGUUCUGAAUUUCUAUGAUAGCUCUUGAUCACAAUCAAACAGUAUUAUUAUUAAGACAGUAUUAUUACUCAUUCCUGUUAUGAGUAACACACACACGCACACACUUACAUGGUUGGACAUGUGAUUACUUUGACCCAGUCCUUAACCCGUGGUUUAUUUUUAAAGUUGCUGGCGUUGGAUUACAUAGGAGAGGUUAUUGGUGUAGCACUUUUGUGUACGUAUCAUUUCUCCACUGGUGCUUCAAAGCCAAAUUAUCAACAAGGAAUAUAUGACAGUUAUGGCUUAAGAUGUUUUUACCUAAGAAUCUCCAUACCAAAUUACUGAACUACAAACCGAUGCCAUAAAUGUGAUUACAAGUGCAUUACAACUUUUAUUUAGUGUUUUAUCCACAAUAUACAAGUCUAGUAUUUUGUAAUACUAUGGUUUUGGCUACACUGAAGAAUGGUCGCCAUUGAUGUUUGCAGUUUCAUAUGGACUACCAUUUCAAUGCUCAACUAUCUACUAUAUCAGUUUUUUGUUACUGUUAAAUAAGUAUUUGAUGACUAUUGGCUGGUCAAAGCUGAAAUAGGAGAGUACUUAUGUUGUACUGAAGAAUGUGAGUUUUGUAGGGCGCACAGAAUAUCUGAGAUUAUGAAUAGAGAAUGCAUAUAUUUCUUUUUGUAAAUACAGUAUCUCACAAAUGUGAGUACACCCCUCACAUUUUUGCAAAUAUUUGAUUAUAUCUUUUCAUGUGAAA
Esox lucius (northern pike) is the source of this 2200-nucleotide messenger RNA. It is a transcript of the gene sar1ab, whose product is annotated as secretion associated, Ras related GTPase 1Ab. NCBI's taxonomy places the organism in Eukaryota, Metazoa, Chordata, Actinopteri, Esociformes, Esocidae. Gene Ontology annotation, biological process: vesicle organization; endoplasmic reticulum to Golgi vesicle-mediated transport; intracellular protein transport. The transcript is spliced from 7 exons. Gene Ontology annotation, cellular component: endoplasmic reticulum exit site; COPII vesicle coat. Gene Ontology annotation, molecular function: GTPase activity; GTP binding. The coding region runs from base 281 to 877 and encodes 198 amino acids. The record is from RefSeq and is a predicted model, not a curated record.